Lactuca saligna is the source of this 3376-nucleotide messenger RNA. Lineage: Eukaryota; Viridiplantae; Streptophyta; Magnoliopsida; Asterales; Asteraceae. The record is from the annotation of a GenBank genome assembly.
AUGGUUGACAAGCGCUGGUGGAAGAAGGUUGGUCGUCGCGACUGGCGGAAGGGGGGCAGAUGGUGUAGACGGAAGACGGCAGACGAAAUCGAGUUGUACUCUCUUGUCGUCGUUCCGUUCGAGCAAUCGAGUGCUUGUAACUCUAAAGUUACUCAGGACUUCAAGGGUUUACUUCUACUUAUGGCUGAAGCAAUAGCAGCUGGUGCUGGUGUGGCAGCAGCAAUUAUCCAAGGUAAGACAGCAUUAUGGGAGCCACUUAAGCAAACAAUUGCAUUAUCAAAAGAUAUGGACGAAAUACAUGGAGCUUUGGAUGAUGCAAUGCAAACCCUCAUUGCGAAAAGGGAUGAUCAUGAGGACAUGGUUCAAAGGCACAAGACAACAAUGACACCUUCCAAUGCUUACACCAACUGGAAUCACAGAGUAAAUUUGGUUGCAAAAGAAGUGGAUGAUUUAAAAGCCAAAUAUACAAAGGAAAGGAAAAAGUCAUCUUGGUUUUCUAUCGGUUCACGUUCUAGCUUCACUAAGAAGAUGAGGAAGACUGCUGCAAGGGUCUUUGCUCUUAUGGAAGAAGAUACACAUUUGGUAGAUGUUUUGGUUGACAAAAAACCUGCAUGUGUCGUGGAGAUGAUAACUUCAAAAAUUACAAAUAUACCAACUCUCCAACAACCAUUAGAACAAACAUUGGGUUGGUUAUGUGACAAAAGGGUUAGAGGCAUUAGAAUCCAUGGACUUAUUGGGAGUGGGAAAACAACGAUAAUGGAGAAUUUGAAUAACCAUGUCAAGGUUGCUGAAAUGUUUGAUAUAGUAAUCUGGGUAACGGUAUCAAGAGAAGGAAGCAUCGAGAACAGAGGCAUCGACCAAAUUCAACAAGUUAUUAUCCAAAGAUUGAAACUAAAUAUCGGGGUUACCACUACCAUUGACCUAAUUGCUUCUAGAAUAAGAGAAGAGUUGAUAAACAUCAAGUACUUGCUACUUCUUGAUGAUGUUAAGGAAGAUCUGAGUCUGGAUAAGAUUGGAAUUCCUAUAAGCGAGAAUGGUAGCAAAAUAGUAUUUACAACUAGGUUACGACAUGUUUGCUCCUCAAUUGCAACGAGACAAACGAAUGUUGCAACAUUAAACAGAAAGGAAGCAUUGGAUAUGUUCAAAAGUGUAUUGGAUCGACCACAUCUUGCAGAAAACUCCAACAUUAAACGUCUAAUGCCUCUUAUAGUCAAUUGGUGUGGUUAUCAUCCACUCAUGAUAAAGGUAGCAGCAGGUGUGUUUAGAGUGAAGGAGACCGAAGAGAGUUGGCAUGACGGUUUAAUAAACUUGAGAAAGUGGCCAGAAAAAGGAGAUGAUACCAUGCAAGAAAUAUACAAGUUAUUGGCAUGUUUUUUUGAUUCCUUGAAAGUUGUCCAAAAGAAAUGCUUCUUUUAUAGUGCAUUGUAUCCGGAAGAUAGUGACAUUCAAAAGGAUUGCCUACUAGACAAUUGGGCAGCAGACGAACUUCUCGACACAGUUGAUGAUGUGGAAGGAACACGUGUUAGUGGACGUGACAUAUUGGAUUAUCUUAAGAUGCUCUCAUUGGUUGAAGAAAAUACUCAACAGUGUAUUAGGAUGCACAAAUUGAUUCGCCUAGCCGCAUUAUAUAAUUUGUCAACUAACGAAGACCAAGAAAAUCUAGUAAAAUUUGGUGAAGCAUUGAAGAAUCCCUUGGAUGUGGAAUGUUGGAAAAACAAGAGAUGGAUCUCACUUGUUGAUAGUAAAAUGAAUGCAUUACCUGACGAACCAGAUUGUCCAAAGCUUUCGACGCUAUUUUUGCAGAAAAAUCCUAAUUUGGAAGUCAUUCCACGAGCAUUCUUUAAUCAUAUGCAAGGUCUUCGUGUCCUUGACUUAUAUGAUACGAGAAUUUCAUCAUUACCAAGCUCUGUUUUGAACCUAGUCACCUUGAAAGUUCUCUAUCUGCAAAAGUGUGUGGCCUUAGUUGAGCUUCCUCAUGAUAUUGGAAAUCUUCAAAAACUCGAAGUGCUCGAUACCCGUGGCAGCGGAUUAGCGAACAUACCACCUCAAGUCGAGAGAUUGAUCUGUCUAAGGCGUCUGUUGGUAUCUUUCACUAGCUCAUCAAGUAGCUCUCCUGUUCAAGAAGCAGCUGAAGACAUCAAAGUAAUCUCCAAGAUUCCUAAGCUUAAAGAAUUGGUGGUAGAUCUCAUCAAAGCUAUAGGCGGUAGUUGGAAGAUCAACUUUCCUAACGAAAAACUUCUUCAAAAGUACAUCGACAAGUUCAUGCCAUAUUUCAAGUUCAAUGGAGAAGUUAGCAAUAACACAAUCUCACAAGUACUUGGUAAUGAUGUUGCAAUUGAAUUGGUGAAUCAUAAUGAACUUGAGCACUUAUCCAACUUCACUCCUGCAAACAUGAACAAAAUCCGUAGUUGUGUUAUCAAAGGUUGCAACAAGAUGAGGACCAUAGUGGAUGGUAACACGGGAGGUAGCUUGAUAUUAAACAAUUUGGAGCAAUUACACAUGAUCAAUUUGCCAUUUUUGAAGAACAUCUCAGAAGGUCCAAUGCAAGGUCUAAAUAACUUGAAAACUUUGAUUUUAAGUAACUGUCCCAUGUUGACAUGGGUAUGUACAUAUGGUGUAAUUCUACAACUUCCUGAGAUUCGUCAUCUAGAAGUCAAAGGGUGCUCUGAGAUGAAAGAAAUAUUCAGUGGGCCUGUAAAUGUUGUUUCUCCGGUGCUUCCAAAUCUAAAGAAACUAAUACUUGUUGAUAUGCCUCAACUUACAAGCAUACUGGUAAGUAACUCAUUUGAGUGGCCUUCUUUGGAGAGACUUAAGAUUCUUGGGUGUCCCGAAUUGAAAAGAUUACCUUUUCGAAAAGAUGGUGCUGCAAAGCUGAAAUCCAUCGAAACAGAGAAAAGUUGGUGGGAAGCUUUAGAAAAUGACAAGGAUGUUAAAGAACAAUUUCAACGCUAUUGCACCUUGAGCUGAAGAGAUCAAGAAAAUGCAAAUGCCAAUUUAUUGAUGAUGUGGCAACUACUCUAGUGGCUGCAGCGCAUUGGAAUAAUUGUAUCACAUGUUACCUUUACCAUUCCAAUGGGAUUAUAGGUUAUGUUGUUGUAGCACAUAUUAAUAUGUAUUUGCUUUUAUAAAAUCCGUUACCACACGCCUACAUAUGUUGUUACUUGUUACAUGUUUGUUUGAUUUUACUUCUCCAUCGGUGGAAGUUUUUGCUUAUUAUCAUGUAAACCAUGUAUAGAUUUUAUCUGAGAAAUUUCUUGUUUUUCUGCAAUAAAGAGAAUGAUACAUGUAUGUGUCCAUUGUGUAAACUAUAAGGAGGUUUUCCUUCAGUCUCAGCCUAAUCGAAUUUGUUUUACAUGAAGUUUUAUUGAUUGUUACA